AUGACCACCGAGUCCAAGCCAACCCUGGAGCAAUUCGAGGGGGGCAAUGGGAUGGAGGGUAAAGAAAAAACCUUGCAGGAAACUAGCGAUGCCAUUCAGCUAGCCGAGGCGGUUGAAUCGACAAACUACAGUCCAUGGACUCCCAGCAUGUUUCGCCUGUACGGCUGUCUGUUGAUCGCUUAUCUAUGUGGAUGUUUGAAUGGUUACGACGGCUCGCUCAUGGGAUCACUGAAUGCUAUGCCGACUUACCUGAAAUAUUUUCAUAUGAAAACGGCAUCUUCAGGCACCGGUCUGGUCUUUGCCAUCUAUAACAUUGGCUCUAUCCCAGCGGUCCUUCUCUCUGGUCCCAUCAACGAUAUUUUCGGGCGCCGCAAGGGCAUGUUCGUCGGAUCCGCCAUUAUCAUUAUCGGCACUUGCAUCCAGGCACCCGCCACAACCCAUGGAAUGUUCCUCGCUGGUCGAUUCAUCCUCGGGUUUGGAGUCAGUUUCUGCUGUGUUAGCGCUCCCUGCUAUGUUUCAGAAAUGGCCCAUCCGGUCUGGCGUGGAACCUUGACUGGGUUGUAUAACUGCACCUGGUACAUCGGUUCCAUUGUUGCCAGUUGGGUCAGCUAUGGUUGUGAAAGCAUCACCAACUCGUACGGCUUCCGAAUUCCUAUCUGGUGCCAGCUUAUUUCGUCCGUCAUUGUUGCAAUUGGCAUCUGGUUCUUACCUGAAUCCCCUCGGUGGCUCAUGGCGCAAGAUCGUACGGAGGAGGCUAUCCAAGUCCUCGCACGUUAUCACGGAGAAGGCGAUGCCUCGCACCCAAUGGUCACACUUCAGGUCAAGGAGAUGCAGCAUCAGAUUGCCAUCAGCGUUUCGGACUCUAGCAAGAAAUGGUGGGAUUACCGGGAGCUCUUCAAUACUCACUCCGCUCGUCGCCGUUUCAUUUGUGUGGCCGGUAUGGCCUGUUUUGGUCAACUUUCUGGAAACAGUCUUACAAGCUACUAUCUCCCCGAGAUGGCUAAAAAUGCUGGCAUUGAUUCGCCCAAGACUCAAUUGAUGCUCAAUGGCAUCUAUCCCGUUCUCUGUUUGAUUACAUCCGUCUCCGGCGCUGGACUCACAGAUCGUAUCGGCCGCCGACCUCUUAUGAUCUACUCGCUUCUCUUCUGCUCUGUCGCCUUUGCCAUCAUGCUGGGAACGUCCAAGUUGGCGAAUGAUGAUCCUAGCAACUCCAGCGCUGCGAAUACCUCCAUUGCGUUUAUCUACCUCUUUGGUAUCGUCUUCUCCUUUGGCUGGACGCCGCUGCAAAGCAUGUAUAUUGCCGAGACGCUGAGCACCAACACGCGCGCCAAAGGCACUGCGGUGGGCAACUUGUUAUCCAACAUCAGCAGUGCAGUCAUCUCUUACAGCUCGGGGCCCGCCUUUGAGAAGCUGGGCUAUUACUUCUAUGCCGUGUUUAUUGGGUGGGACUUGAUUGAGAUGGUUGUGAUCUACUUCUGGUUCCCGGAGACCAAAGAGCGGACCCUUGAAGAGCUGGAAGAGGUCUUUUCCGCCCCUAACCCGGUGAAGAAGAGUUUGGAGCGGCGUGAUAUUUCCACCGUGCUGAGAACACUGGAGGUCACCGAAGUUGAGACUACGCGUGGGGUCGUUUAA
Molecule: messenger RNA, 1632 nt
Organism: Penicillium subrubescens
Lineage: Eukaryota; Fungi; Ascomycota; Eurotiomycetes; Eurotiales; Aspergillaceae
Product: sugar porter family MFS transporter
Exons: 2
Coding region: 1-1632 (543 amino acids)
Biological process (GO): carbohydrate transport; transmembrane transport
Cellular component (GO): membrane
Molecular function (GO): carbohydrate:proton symporter activity
Source: RefSeq, a predicted model, not a curated record